AGGCGUCUUGGCCCGACGAGGCGAGGGCACGAAGAGCACGAGAGGCCGCCGCGACGGCGCGCGACUCCGCCCCGCACCAAUGAAGGCGACCGGGCUCCUGCUGCUGCUGCUGUGCGCGGGCGCGGGCGAGGCCAGCCGCCUGCGGCCGCUGCACGGCCGCCCGGCGGCGCGGCUGUCGGCGGGGGAGCACGCGAUGCUGCAGCGGGGGCGCCGCUCCGGGAGGAGCAGCGCCAUGGCCGAGCUCGCCCCCUUCUACCACAGCUCGGACGACAUCGACAGCGAGCUGGCAGCCCUCGCGUCGCGCUGCCCAGGCAUGUCGCUGCGCACCGUGCAGGGCACCGGCGACGGCGGGGAGGAGCGCUCCAUCACGGUGGUCGACAUCAAGGAUUACGAUUAAGACCCCGGAGCCCAGCCCGUGAACAAGAACUUCCUCUUGUUCGGCGAGCACGCGCGCGAGCUCAUCUCUCCGGAGUCCGGUCUCCACUUCGUGAAGACGCUGUGCGGCGAGACGGACCUGAGCUCGCGCGCCAAGGAGGUCCUGCAGAGCAGCGAGUUCGAGAUCGUCGUCAACGGCAACCCGGGGUCCCGGCGCAAGGUCGAGCAGGGGGACUUCUGCCUGCGCGUCAACCCCGACGGCGUAGACCUCAACCGCAACUGGGACGAGGAGUGGCAGCCGGGCGCCGUGCUGGACGCAAAGGACACGAACCCUGGGCCCAAGGCCUUCAGCGAGCCAGAGACCAAGGUCUUCAAGCAGCUCACGCAGGAGUACAGGCCGACCACAUUCCUGACGGUCCACAGCGGCACCAGGGGGAUGUACAUGCCUUGGGCGUACGACAUGGAGCACCUGGCCAACCGCAACCAGCCCCAGAUGAUGCAGAUCCUGAAGGACCUGGACAAGGACCACUGCGAAUGCCCCUUCGGUGCCGCGGGAGGUUGGGUACUCCUGCCCUGGCACCUGCCUCGACUGGGUCUACGACAAGCUGCAGACGGCGUACGCUUUCGCGUUCGAGAUCUACACGGGCUCCGACUACACUGGCAUGCUCCGCGAGCGCUGGCAGGAGAAGAUGGCCGAGGGGGGCUCGUUCAUCCACAGCACAGCCACUUGGCUCACGAGCACUUCCGGGAUUUCUUCACGACCCACCCCUCGAACUUCGUGCAGGUGAACCGGAGCCACCUGCACCACGACAGCGAGAUGCACCGCGCACCCACUGAGUGCUUCGCGCAGUUCAACCCCAGCGACGAGGGCGAGUUCAAGAGCGUGGUGGACAACUGGUCUGGUGCCUACCUCGACAUGGCAGAUAUGGUCGCCAGGCAGCUCAGAGGCGGCAGCAUCAGCAGCAGGAGCAGCAACAAGUCGACCGCCUCGCUGGCCAGUCUGAGUGCCGAGCUGAGCUUCGCGAUGGGCCCCUGAGUCACCGAUGCGUGCGAGGUAGCAGUGGGACGGUCGCGGCCCUACAGUGGAGACAGACUGGUGUGUCCACGUGCUGCUCCCGGGGCUGCUCGGGCCCCCCCCGGGCGGGGGGGAUCCUUCCCAGGAGCGCGGGCAGCGGGCGCCGUCGGCGGCGCGGCCGGCGAUGCACAUCUCGCUCCGAUCCGGCCUGUUCGAUAUGCUGAGCGCGUCUGCCCCGGGAGAGGUCGAAGAGGACGAG
Prorocentrum cordatum is the source of this 1649-nucleotide messenger RNA. The record is from the annotation of a GenBank genome assembly. Lineage: Eukaryota; Dinophyceae; Prorocentrales; Prorocentraceae.